AUGACCUUCUUCGACUGGUGGGGCUUCCUCGGGACAGGCGUCCAGAGCAUUUUCGCAUGGAUGACCUUCAAUCGAGAUGGCUUUGCAGACAACGUAACGUGGCGUCAGGCGCAGAAGUACCAGCAGAAGAACUACAACAUCAGUUGGAUUGCCAUCGCCCGCGACGACAUACGCGAUAUGAUGGGGAUCUCUGUCAAUCGCAUCAACAACUACAUGAUCGUCGCCACACUUAUUCUGAGCGUGGCUGCAGGCUCGAUCGUCAGCGUUUCUUUCAGCCCGGACUGUCCGGCCUUCGUGUGCUUUGCUUUCUACCUCAGCACCAGCAUUUCAGUGAUUUACUUGAUGUUGUCCAUCAUGUUCGGUGUGAAGGGCCAGAACUCGGCCUUCACAAACACGAUGAAGCUGCUGACCUACCAGGUUCGCCCAGAAAACCCGGCAGAGUACAGCCACGACUACAUGAAGCAGGCCCAGUGGGUCGAGCGAAAUGGUCUGGCGGCUCUCUUCCGUAUCCCGGGGAUCAUGCCCUCCUACAACACCGAUGCCCAGAAGGACAAGCUCAAGAGCAUCACGGAGCACAUGGAUGACUUCGCCGAGCGAGAAGGUGGAAAGGGCCUGAAAGCACGUGGCAAGAAAAAGAAGAAGCAGGAACACCUUGGGAGUCCCGCGCAUGAGCCGGACGACUAUGAUGACGACGAUGAUCUCGUGAACCUGGAGGAGGCGACACCUCUGGAGUCUCUGGUCAUGCGGACUUCCCACACGUGGUACCUUACGAAGUUUGCAGAGUUCAUGAGGCUGUGGCACCCAUAUGACCUUUACUCAAAGUAUGCCAUGGGUCUUGGCAUUCUUUGUCUUGGCCACAGCAGCGCCUACUUCGCACUGGGAUAUCUUGCUGUGCAAGAUUAUUCGCUCAGCGAGUAUGCCGCAGCGAUUGUCACACUCGCCUUCAUCCUCAUGGUGGGACUCAUCAUCAACAGCAACUUCCGAUCAGGGAGCACUCACUUGCGUCUCCUGGUCGUUCUCACGGUCUCUCUUGCACCAGGCUGCUCAACUGUUGCAGCGGUGACAACCAGCGAGGUUGCCCAGCAGAUCCUGGUGCCGUCUGCCUUCGCAGCUCACUUCCUCUUCUGGAUGUUGGUCUACGUCUUCGCUUUGCGCGUGCAGGAGUCGGACAUUCACUUCCACCGACCUGGCGAGGGAUUCUGGGGAUCGCACCAUGGCUCCCCGGAGGCCCACCCGGACUGGACAGCAACAGAAUCGGCGACAGACCUGGAAAGUGGGUCGGCACAGUCGCUGCGCCGCAGUGCUACCUGCGCUGCUGAUGCUUCGAUGCAGGUAACAGGCCGUGCUGCACCCAGAAGGCGCCAAAGUUGUCACCCCGUUUGGCGGCUCGUUUCCCUUUGCGGUGACGUGGCAAGGCUGGAUGAUGAAGACUUCUCCACGGAAGAAAGGAGAAGAGGUCGGCUGAAACGCAAGAAGACGUCGUUGCCGGAAGGGUCGUACGACCAUGCGCACGACCUCUCUGGUUGGCCCACAGAUGAAGAUGAGUUCACCUGGCGAGCUGAGCACACACGCUCUCAGAUCAGGAGCACCGCUCACUCCACCAUCUUGGCGAGCGCACUCUUGUGGCUGGCGAUGCUCGUCUGGGCCAUCCUAACGUACUGGCUGGCAAAGCCGGUGAGCCAGUGGCAGUACGCCGUGCUAUCAGAGGAGCAGCCCGAAAUAGCAUGGCCCAGCCCGCUUUUCAGGCCAACUUUGCUGGCCUGUGCCGGCGGCAUGACUGCUGUCUCCGACGGGUUUCGGAUCUAUUCGCUCAGCCUCCGAGGAGGUCGAGCACAACCCGUAUCCUGCCCCGGCUUGACAGGAAGCAUCCGGGAUCUCAGCAUUGCAUGUGAUCCCGAGGGUUGCAGUGCUGUGGCCCUCAUAGAGUCGGCGGUGGUGCACUGCAAGCUGGGCGCUGUUCCCAUCCAGGGCGCCUCGCUGCAGUUCUUCAGUUUCUUCGAGGGCAGCUCGUCUGCCAACUUCACGGACCAACAGCUGCUGGGUGGAGAAGCGGACAAGCUGGUGUUGUACGGUCGGUCCAACGAUGCGAGUAUCUGGCAGCCAGAAGCUUUUUGGGGACGCCUCGGCUUCCUUGCAGAGCUGGGUGGCAUCGAGAGCAGGAGUCUUCGCCCUGGUGAAGGACUUCUGGCCUUAGACACUUCCGAGCUGAAUGACCUGGUAAUCGUGCGGCGCCUCGCGACUCCCAGGCAAGGAGUGCACACCCCGGCCCUUCGCACCUUAGAGACUGGAGCCUGCGUCCUGGACGUCGAUCCCCCCACUGCCCGCAACAUCCUAUCGUACGACUGGGCUCGGGCACUGAAAGCUGCCUAUCCAAGCAAGCAGGUCGAGCUUCGGCUUGUGACUGUUUGGGUUACCAUGAAGACUUUGGACGACAUCCUGGAUCGAAACCAACGCCGCCUGGAGGCUCAGGGGCUGCUUGACUCGGUGGUUCGCAAGCAGCUCGGUCCUUUGCGCACGCAGGUCACCUCAGACAUGGAGUGGGCUCUCACCAGCGGCAAGAUCGAUUUCACAGUGAUCAACGAGGACGUGGAUGCCAGUAUGAAGGAGAUCGUCAAAGCAUCAGA
Messenger RNA from Symbiodinium sp. CCMP2456, 2624 nucleotides. NCBI's taxonomy places the organism in Eukaryota, Dinophyceae, Suessiales, Symbiodiniaceae. The record is from the annotation of a GenBank genome assembly.